Molecule: messenger RNA, 237 nt
Organism: Aspergillus fumigatus Af293
Lineage: Eukaryota; Fungi; Ascomycota; Eurotiomycetes; Eurotiales; Aspergillaceae
Source: RefSeq, a predicted model, not a curated record
AUGCUCAACUGCAUCAUCAACACCAUCAAUGUCCACCAGCCCCUCUCGACUUCCCUUGACCUCAUGGCUCGCAGGGUAUUCCCAGGCCAGAACGUGGCCUUUGGGUUGAGCCUGUUCCUCUUUACGUUUAUGUUCCUGCCGACGCUAGUGAUGCUCUUAGCUGUCAUUGUGUUCUUUGCGUUCUACUAUCCGCAGCUGGGGAAGUCGACAGCUGCUCAAAACGAUGACUAUGAGUGA